This is a messenger RNA of Medicago truncatula (barrel medic), 1491 nucleotides long. RefSeq names its product zinc finger CCCH domain-containing protein 39. Gene Ontology annotation, molecular function: mRNA binding; metal ion binding. NCBI's taxonomy places the organism in Eukaryota, Viridiplantae, Streptophyta, Magnoliopsida, Fabales, Fabaceae. The transcript has 2 exons. The record is from RefSeq and is a predicted model, not a curated record. The coding region runs from base 378 to 1361 and encodes 327 amino acids.
UUGAUUUGAUAGCGACUCCCUAGGGUUUUGACUUGGUGGUCCAACUUAAAACAACCUCAAACCUUGCAACUGAUAGUGGUCUCAUUAUAUUCCUCUCUUUUCUCUCUACUUAAAACCGACCAGCGAUCAACCUGAAUAAAAUAAUCAAGGUUUUCUCAUCUAGGUCUUCUAAAUUUCUUAUUAGAAUCUCUUUAUCCGCCUCAAAAUUAGGUAUAUCUUUCAACAGCAUAGUUUUCUUUCAGGUUGAAAACUAUUUUGAACUUAUUGAAUCAGUUCUAAAAUUUCUCUGAUUGUUGAUCUGAUUAAUCAACAUUAAUCAAAUCAAAAAAGACUCCAACUUUCACUUGAUUUGAUCUAAAUCGUUUUCCUUUACAACCAUGAAUUUUCCAGACGAUAUUCCAACCUGUAGGAUGUCACCACCGCAGUUUGCUUCAUCCAACAACGAUAUCAUUGAAGUGAGGCCUCAAAUCCCAAUGCAAAACGAUCACUUUGAGCCACAUUCCUUCAAGAGGGCAAGAAUUGCUGAUAACAAUCCCCCUCCUAGUGGAUUGAUGUGCCCUCCUUCAAGGAUGAUUCAGCCUCCACCAAACCGAGGAACAAGCAGCAUUUUUUUCAAGACCCGAAUCUGCACUAAGUUCAGGUUUGGUACUUGUAGAAACGGUGAAAAUUGCAACUACGCUCACGGGGCUGAUGAGAUAAGGCAGCCACCGCGGAAUUGGCAGGAGCUGGUUGAUCCUCGCAACGAGGAACGACAUCAGGUGGAGACAAGGCAGCAACCACCAAAUUGGGAUGAAGAUCAAAAAAUCAUUCACAAGAUGAAGCUGUGUAAGAAGUAUUACAUUGGUGAGGAAUGUCCUUAUGGUGAUAAGUGUAGCUUUCUUCAUGAGGAUCCUGCUAGGUUUAGGGAUGCUUCUUGGAAAACAAGAGAGUGUUCUGCAAUAAGCGUUGGAAAUAUUGGUUCUCCAAAGUCUUUUGGGUAUGGUUCUAACAAUUUGGAAGGCAUUAGGGCUGUGAACAAGCCAGCAAGGAGUGCUUAUUGGAAGACUAAGCUGUGUCAAUGGCAGCAUACAGGGAGCUGUCCCUUUGGGGAGACCUGUGACUUUGCUCAUGGAGAAGCAGAGUUACAAGCUCCUGGUAUGGGCAUUGAAGCUGAAGCUGCAGUUGCCAUAGUAAACUCAACAAAAUCUAUCAUUCCAACUUCACCAAAAGCCUCAACAGGUAUUGCCAAUGAUUCUACUACUACCUUCACCGCAAGUCUACUCAUGACAAAGGAUGAGGAGCAGGAUAAGAAGAAGCACUUACUUAGGUUGAAAUUAGGCAAGAAGAUCAAUGGUAUUUAUGGUGAUUGGAUUGAUGAUUGACCACUUGUUUUUCCCAACUUGCCUAGUGCAAUGGAGACCUGAAGUGAACUUUGUGCUCUUGGAAACACCCCCUCAUCUGUAUAAGGAUUUUGUGAACAUGGUCAUUGGUGAUGGUGAUGGUGAUGGUGAU